UGCGCAGCUCAGCGGAGCCGCCACUUGUCCGCGGGCACAUGGCAGCGGAGCGUGCCCCUGGGCUCGGGCGCCGCCAGCAGCUGCAGCCCCGCCGCCCCCAUGUUCUCCCUGUGCGGCGCUGCGGGCCGAGCGCUCAGCAGAGCUGGUGGUCCAAGGCUUUUACUGAGGAUGACAUUAGGAACAGAAAUUACUACCCAUCUCCAGGCCUCUUCAUAUGCAGCAUCAGACCGAAACUUUUUGAAAUGGGACCUGUCACCAGAGCAAAUCAGAACAAGGACAGAAGAUCUGAUCACGAAAACAGAGCAAGUGUAUGACAAUGUUGGAAUGCUUGAUUUUGAAAAAGUAACAUAUGAGAACACUGUGCAGGCUCUGGCCGACAUAGAAGUGGAGUAUACAGUGGAAAGAAGCAUGCUGGAUUUCCCGCAGCAUGUCUCGUCCAACAAAGAUGUGCGCUCAGCAAGCACAGAAGCUGACAAAAGACUUUCUUAUUUUGAUGUGGAGAUGAGCAUGAGAGAAGAUGUGUUUCAGAGGAUUGUUUAUUUGCAGGUUGUUGCCUCAACUGCACCUGGAGAAUUACUUUUCCAACAAAUAUGUGAUCUUGGACAUCUAAAGCCUGAAGCUAAGCGGUACUUAGAGAAGUCAGUUCAAAUGGGAAAAAGGAAUGGACUCCAUCUACCCAAAGAAGUACAGAAUGAAAUAAAGACCAUGAAGAAAAAAUUGAGUGAGCUGUGUAUAGACUUCAACAAAAACCUCAAUGAGGAAAACACAUUUCUUAUGUUUUCUAAGGAUGAACUUCAAGCCCUUCCUGAUGACUUUAUUAAUAAUUUAGAGAAGACUGAAAAGAACAAGUAUAAAGUUACCUUAAAGUAUCCGCACUAUUUUUCUGUCAUGAAAAAGUGCUGCAUUCCAGAAACAAGAAGAAAAAUGGAAACUGCCUUUAACACAAGAUGCAAGAAGGAAAAUACUAAAAUUCUUCAGCAGUUGCUUCCCUUAAGGGCAAAAGUAGCAGAGCUUCUUGGGUACAAUACACAUGCCAACUUUGUACUGGAAGUGAACUCGGCAAAGAGCACGGAUAAUGUAACAACAUUUUUAGAUGAUUUAAGUAAGAAGCUAAAACCACUGGGUGAUGAGGAGAGAGAGUUUAUUCUGGAUUUGAAGAAAAAGGAGUGUGAAGAAAGAGGCGUUGACUACGAUGGAAGAAUCAAUGCAUGGGAUUUACAUUAUUAUAUGAACAAGACAGAAGAGCUUAAAUAUUCCAUAGAUCAAGAGAAGCUGAAGGAAUACUUUCCAGCUGAAGCUGUUACACAAGGCUUAUUGAACAUUUACCAGAAGCUGCUUGGACUUGUAUUUGAGCAGGUAGAAAAUGCUCAUGUUUGGCAUGAGAGUGUUACUCUUUAUACAGUAAAAGAUGAUUCAACAAGAGAAGUUUUAGGUCAGUUCUACUUAGAUCUCUAUCCCAGAGAAGGGAAGUAUGGGCAUGCAGCAUGCUUUGGUCUCCAGCCUGGCUGCCUAUGCUCUGAUGGCAGCAGAAUGAUGUCUGUAGCUGCUCUGGUGACCAACUUCACAAAACCAAUAUCAGAUUGCCCAUCAUUGCUGCGACACGAUGAAGUGAAGACUUACUUCCAUGAGUUUGGUCACGUAAUGCACCAGAUAUGUGCACAGACCGAUUUUGCUAGAUUUAGUGGAACUAAUGUGGAAACAGACUUCGUAGAAGUUCCUUCACAAAUGUUUGAGAACUGGGCAUGGGAAAAAGAACCUCUUCAGCAAAUGUCAAAACAUUAUAAAGAUGGGAGCCAUGUUGCAGAUGCUCUUCUUGAGAAACUUGCUGCCUCUAGAAUGGCCAAUACAGGUCUUUUGACUCUUCGUCAGAUUGUUUUGAGCAAGGUUGACCAGUCCAUUCAUACCAAAUCAUCUGCUGACCCUGCAGAUGAAUAUGCCAAGUACUGCAUGGAGAUUCUGGGAAUUUCUGCAACCCCAGGAACAAACAUGCCGGCUACUUUUGGACAUUUGGCAGGUGGCUAUGAUGGCCAAUACUAUGGAUAUCUGUGGAGUGAAGUUUUUUCCAUGGAUAUUUUUUAUAGCUGCUUUAAACAAGAAGGAAUAAUGAAUCCAAAGGCUGGAAUGAAAUACAGAAACCUUAUCCUGAAACCUGGAGGAUCUUUGGAUGGGAUGGAUAUACUCCAAAAUUUCUUACAGUGUAAACCAAACCAGAAAGCUUUCCUAUUGACAAUUGUAAGACCACAGCACACCUCAGAAAAAUGUGAUCACACCUCAUAGGAGAACAUGCAGGAUAAAGGGGUAAGGGAUCACAGAAUAGGAAGGACCUGUAAGUGAUCUGCGGGCCAAGAAGAUGUUAAAUGGAGGGACACAGAUCAGUGAUGCAAACUGGACCUUCCACCCCUUCAUAGGAAGGAACUACAGUAACUGCUUCAAGAAAGGAAUUUUUGACAUUAUAACUGAAGAUUUUAAAAUAUCCAUCUUCAUAAUCAGUGCACCAACCUACCAAUAAAGAGAGAUAGUUAAGACUCACAAUCCAUUUUUAUAGUGUGUGACAGGAAAAACGGCUCUGUCGCUUGGGUAUAUCACGCUGCCGUUGUUGUACCAUUUGUUUUAUAAAAUAAAGCUUCCUAUUGUGUAGUCAUUAUGUAAUGCGAAUGUAAUUUUCUUAAAUGAUGAUUUUACUGUUUACUAAAUUUUUAUAUAUACUGAUGUUUGUAUCAUCACAAGUUACAUAUGUACUCAAUGAUUUCUCAAUUAAAAAAACAA
Mauremys mutica (yellowpond turtle) is the source of this 2766-nucleotide messenger RNA. RefSeq names its product neurolysin (gene NLN). The record is from RefSeq and is a predicted model, not a curated record. The coding region runs from base 100 to 2277 and encodes 725 amino acids. Gene Ontology annotation, molecular function: metalloendopeptidase activity. The transcript has 15 exons. Gene Ontology annotation, biological process: peptide metabolic process; proteolysis. Gene Ontology annotation, cellular component: mitochondrial intermembrane space. NCBI's taxonomy places the organism in Eukaryota, Metazoa, Chordata, Testudines, Geoemydidae.